AUGGGUUGUUUAUAACCAAAAAAGCUAAAUAGGAUAGUGGCUAUGUAAACAACCAAUAAAGAUCUCGUAUUCACAUCUACUGCUGAUAUUCACAAACUUUAUUCGUUUGGUAAAGUAUUAGGGAUAGGUGCUUUUGGUAAGGUAUUGGUUGCCAAAAUGAGAAACAACAAUUCGAAACAAUAUGCAAUUAAAAUGAUCGACAAGAGGAAAGUAAGAGGGAGAGAAGCAAUGUUGGCAAAUGAGAUCUACGUUCUCCAGAAGUUAGAUCAUCCCAAUAUAAUUAAAUUUUAUGAAGUUUAUCAAAAUGAACUUUACUUUUACAUAAUUAUGGAUUAUUGUGAAGGUGGAGAAUUGGUAGAACGGAUACAAAAAAGUCAAAAAAAUCUAAGUGAAGGUCAGGUGCAGAACAUUAUAUUUAAAGUAAAUAUUGAAAGUAAACUGAGAUCUGUUCAGCAAUCAUGUAUAUCCAUGAAUAGGGCAUCAUCCAUAGAGAUAUUAAGCCUGAGAAUAUAUUGUUUUCAACCAAAGAUCCAAAUGCAGAACCGAAAUUAAUAGAUUUUGGAUUGGCUAUAAAAUUUGACUCCAGCAAUCUUAAGUAUGCUAAAAUCAAAUAUAUAGACAAUUAAAAGCAGCUGUAGGUACUCCUUUGUAUUUGGCACCUGAAGUUAUCGAAGGCAAGUAUAAUGAAAAGUGUGAUGUUUGGAGUCUGGGCAUUUUACUCUUUCAUCUGUUGUGUGGCUAUCCCCCAUUUUACGGAAAGAAUAGAACCGAUCUUUAUGAAAACAUCUAAUAUCAAAAUGUAAAGGUUUAGCUAUCUAUUUUUUUAGUUAAUUUUUGAUCGGAGACAUUGGAAUAAUGUUAGUGAAGAAGCCAAAGAUUUAAUUAAGAAAAUGUUGAAUAAAAAUCAUAAUAUUAGACCAAGUGCAAAGGAUUGUCUUCGUCAUUCUUGGUUCCGUAAAAAAUUUCAAAAUCCUGUUAAAUUGUAAAGAGGAAGGAGUACUAUAAUUUCAAUGAAAUCUCCUUAAUCAGAAGAUUAAAGAUCAAUAUAUUAAAUGUUGAAAACAUAUAGAAUAGGAGCUAAAUUUAAGAAAGAAGUCAUGAAGGUGUUAGUAAAUUAAAUGAAUGAAAAAGAACUGGGGAGAUUAAAACAAGUAUUCUAAAAAAUAGAUGUUGAUAAUUCAGGAACUAUAACUGUGUAAGAAUUGAAAGAGGCAUUGUUGGAAGAAGUAUAACUAAUAUUUAACUUUAGGGAUCCCAAAUAUCUCAUGAAGAAAUAGAACAAUUGAUAUAACUCGUGGGAUUUGAGGUUUUCGAAGAGGACAAAGAUGAUAACGAUUGUGCAUCUACAACCAAAUCUAGUAAGCCGCUUGUAAUCAAAUAUAGUGAUUUUCUGGCUGCAUGUGUAGAUGAAAGAAGAGUUUUAACCAGAGAAAAAGUAGUCAAUAUUAUUAUAUGUUAGUUAUGGUCUGUAUUCAAAUAUUUUGAUACUCAAGAUGUCAAUUUCAUUAUGAAAGAAGAUAUCAAAGAAGCAUUGGCUAGGCAUGGGAGAUAGUUAUCAGAUGAGAAAAUCGAAGAGAUGAUUUAUGAGAUCGAUCCUAAUCACGAUAACAAAAUUAGUUUUGAAGAGUUCUGUUAAAUGAUGGGCGUGGCUGGAGUUGAAUAAACUAUGGAUUUUAAGGAUGAGGUAAAAGAGCAAUUAAUUUUUCAUCAAUUUCCAGAAUGA
Molecule: messenger RNA, 1723 nt
Organism: Paramecium octaurelia
Lineage: Eukaryota; Ciliophora; Oligohymenophorea; Peniculida; Parameciidae
Source: the annotation of a GenBank genome assembly